ACACCUUCAAAGUACUGAAACGACGAGUUCAAGUAGUUUAAUAACAACAAAACACAUGAAUGCCCAAAUGAACGUUGAAUCCAAAUAAUAUCUCCAGUCCAGAGCUGCACGCGCACUAAGAGCUCGUGCUGCUGCUGACCGACUCGCCUGCUAGUGUGCUAUCCCAUGACUCCAGUGUCAGAGGUCAGAUGCAUAUGUGUCCUGCUGCUGUCGUCCAGUAGAAGACUAUGCGUGGAGUGAUCUGUGGACCGAAACUGGCUGUUUGUGGGGUCGUGUUGAGUGUGUCAUCAUGUUAAAACGAGUGGAGAGAGAGCUGCAGAUGUACCAGGACGUUCCACCGAUACUUAUGUCUGACGACCCUGCUGCAUGGUGGUGGUCCGGUGGAACCAACAAAAGACUUAUCCUUUGCUGUCAGAUCUCGCUUUCUCCUAUUUAUGCGUUCAGGCUUCUUCCACACCCAGCGAACGUGUAUUUUCCACAGCAGGAGACACUAUCUGUCCAGAACGCUCACGCAUCCUGCCUGAGAAGGCGCAUAUGGUCACUUUCCUAAACAAGAAUUGUCUCUGAUUUUAUACUGUACCUGCUGCUAAUCUGGACUGGGUUUUGCAAGUUGUUUCUUAUUGUUUAUUUGCUUUUCUGCACCAGGUUAGCCCAUCAGUGGGAGUACGGUAACAUUUUUAAGUACCUGCAGCAUCAUACACUUGUGUGUGUAAAGGUGUUUUCAUGAGGUUUCCUGCAGCAUCAUACACUUAUGUGUAAAUGUGUUUUCAUGAGGUUUUCAAAAAUAAAGCUCUCUUGAGGAAAGUGUACCCCAGGGAAAAUGUAUUCAUAAUUUAUAAUAUUUAUAUUCAAGUUCAUAGAUUUGAUAUUUAUAUUCUAGUUGAAAACAGCCCUGUGAGGAAUUUAUAGUAAAGUUCAUAAAAAGUUAAUAGAAUUAAAAUUUAUAUAUCAAUGAUGAAAUCUUAACAUUGCAACACAUGCCAAUACGGCCGGGUUAACUUAUAAAGUGCAAUUUUCAAUUUCCCGCCACACUUCCGCUUGAAAACGUCUCGGUAUGAUGACGUAUGCGCGUGACGUAGCCAGUUUAACAGAGGUAUGGCUUCCCUAUUGAAGCCAAUACGAAAUAGCUGUUUUCAUCUCAUUAUUCCACAGUAUUCUGGACAUCUGUGUUGGUGAAUCUGUUGCAAUUUGUUCAUUGCAUUAUGGAGAAAGAAGCUGAGCAAGCAAAGAAUAAAGUUGUCGGUGCAAAGCGGAUAUUUUGCGAGGGAAGUCAGCAACACAACACAGCCGGUGUUUGUUUACAUUCCCGAAAGAUGCAGUCAAGAUCGAAGAACUCGGACAACAGAGACUCUAACCAGGAGGACUUUGAUUUGGAUACACAGACGCGAUACCGUGAGUACGUAGCUGCGCUUCCAAACAUUUGAUCGCUUGCUAUAACUAGCUCGAGCUAGUAGCUAGUAGCUAGGAGCUAGCAUAACAAACACCUAGGUGUUUGUUAUGCGGGAUUAAUUUGUGGCAUAUUAAAUAUAAGCCUGGUUGUGUUGUGGCUAAUAGAGUAUAUAUAUGUCUUGUGUUUAUUUACUGUUGUAGUCAUUCCCAGCUGAAUAUCAGGUCACCCCCGGCUCUCACAGCAUCUUCCCUAUCUGAAUCGCUUCCACUCCCCACUAGUCGUUCACUUGCAUUUUCCUCAUCCACAAAUCUUUCAUCCUCGCUCAAAUUAAUGGGGAAAUCGUCGCUUUCUCGGUCCGAAUCUCUGUCACUUCUGGCGGCCAUCAUUGUAAGCAAUAGGGAACUUUGCGGAUAUGUUCAAUUGACUACGUCACGCUACUUCCGGUAAAAGUUGCGAUAUUUAUCGUCGUUGUUUUAUACUAAAUCCUUUCAGCAAAAAUAUGGCAAUAUCGCGAAAUGAUCAAGUAUGACACAUAGAAUAGAUCUGCUAUCCCCGUUUAAAUAAAAAAAAUUCAUUUCAGUAGGCCUUUAAGUUAAAUAAAUAAAUCAUCAAAAACCUGACCGACCGUGUAGACAACUUGGUGGAGCAAUAUGAGCGAAUCCCUUCUAGUCUUCAUUCACUAUCCCAACUAAUGGUGAGGAGGCCCAUAACUCAAAUGUUUGCACACAACCUAAAGUAUAGCAGUAGCCAUGUGACAGCUUAUUUCAAAACACUCGUAAGUUGGUGUACUCUUAAGUCGAGGUACCAUUGUAAUUGAAAAAUGCAGGAGUUGUUUGACCUAACAUAGUUAUUUACACAUGUUGCAAUCUUUGUAGAUUUUUGUUGCUAACUGGUAAUUGGAUGCUUUGGAGUUAAACUUAACUUAUUUGUGCCCGUUCAUUUGGAAUCUCAUUAUUAGUCAUCACGCUUUGAUGACAAAAAGGUGAUGAUGUCAUGCUUUCAUGACAAAAUGUGCCGAUGUCAUGCUUCGAUCUCUUUUGCACGGCUCAGAUCAAACAGGCGAAAGCAAAGGUUUGUGAUUGUCCACGAAUACUGUUUUCCUAAAACAAAAUGUACUUCGGCAAGGGAUGAAGGCCAUGGAAGCAAAAAUGGCGGCGAGUUUCAACAAAGCUCAUCUGCGAAAAAUCACAGAGAAGAGCCAGUUGUCCCCAUACGGUAUUCUUGACCUUCUCAACACUCAGAAAUGCCUGAAAGAUUUUUUUGUACAACGGGGGUUGUUUGGCGACCAUCUGAACAUGUCGGAAGUAAACCAGAAUAUGACCUUAAGCCUAAUGGACAAAGAGAGGGAUGACAAAAUCAACAAUAUCAUCAAGAGCAUCGUGGAGAAGAGCAUAGCAGACAUUGCAAAGUUGAGACAGCUGAUUGCCCUCUGGGAUGCAGAGGAACGCUCUACUACAAAUGUUUAUAUCGACGAGUCGUCGUACGGCGUCAUCACUCAGCAUAAAAUCAAGCAAUACCUCAAGAACUUUUUCUCGGAGAGGCUCAUGAGUGCUGAGAAUCCCAAAGAGUUCCUCCCUGAAGGAAAGGAGGGCUAUUUAAUGUCAUCUAAGGAGAGAGAGCGUCCUGACAGUAAUAUGUUAGAGUACAACAAUGAAGAACCAAAGGGAGAUGACUCUUCACCCAUGCUUGGGAAGGCUAUCAGUAUGAUCAGCCAUGUGAUUCAGCCUGUGGUUGACACCAUAGAAGUUACCAAAGCAAUGGCCAAAAAAGUCAGGUCAGCGUGGAAGGAUGAAGAUAUCACAGAUUCAGAUAAAGAGGCAGAGGAGGAGUCUGAAAUAGUUGAGGGAGGACCAGUCUCCAGUAUUCUGCCCACUUCAGAGGACCCUGAAGUGAAUGUUCCAUCUGCUUCCCAUUCCUCUUCAUUGUCUGAUAAGGAAAUCAGCAGAGAGGAGGAACAUCAGGAUUUUCCAGUUAUAUCAAGGCUUGCACCAGCAACAGAGGGACCUGCAGAGGAAAGUUCAUCUGCAAACUUGAUCAUGAGCACCGGAAUAGACAGCAAAUACUUUCCUCUGGACAUAUUGGAUGAGGGUGCAGUGGAGGAACUCUGCAGGUUUGAAAAACAGUUGACCCCCAGGCUGUCCCCCAUUUUAGAGGAGACAGGAGAGGCCAAUUCUUCAGCUUCUUCUUCAGCCAACACAUCGAGGUACGCUGGGGUGGCACGUUCUGCUCCCUGUCCGUGUCCUAUUAUAUCCGCCCUUCAAAAGGCAAAUGUCUUCAAAAACGAGAUACCUCUACAUGAAUAUGAGACAGCGGAGAAUCCCUGCGCGCUUGAGGUGAAGUCGUCCCCGCAGCUUUCCACUUCUUCAUUAAAUGUGAUGGAUGAGAAAAUUCCAGAUGCCUCUGAAGAAGCAAGGAAAGAUAGUUGGAUAUCUGAGUCUGGAUCCACCUCUGGGUUGGAUGACACUGGGGUGGCAGAUUCUCCAGUGCCUUCUCCUUCCACCUCCUCUCCCAUAAUUGAGAAAGCCAAAAAUAUCAUCAGCCAUGUCAUUCAGCCUGUUGUUCACACCAUCGACUCAGCCAGCAAAGUUACAAAGACAGCCGGCAAAACCAUUGUUAAAAAAAUGAAGUCCAUGUGGAAAUCUCGCUCUGGCAAGAAGAAGGGCAAGAAAGCCAAAGUCAAGAAUGAGACAAAAGCUGAGAAAGCUUUUCAUCAUGGUAGUUUGGACGAAGAAGAGGAAGAAGAUGAAGAUGAAGAUGAAGAUGAAGAAGAGUCAUUCUCUGGGAUUUCAGGCGCUUUAGAGGAUGGUGAGCUUGGAGGUUCUGCAGAAAAUCCAUCCUCCAUUGUUGAAGAGACAAACCCAAUCACAAGUGACAGCAAAGUAGAGAAACCUCAGAAUAUUUCUGAACAAGUGGCCGUGGAGAAGUUUUGCUUCUUUGAGGAAGAAUCCUGCUCCGGGCUUUCUACUCUUUUGGAAACUGCAACAUCUAAAUCCCAUUCCACCACACCAACUUCAUUCCCCCUUGAGAAGGCAAACAUGAUCAAGAAUACAUGCAGCUAUGAACAACCAACUCCAAAUAUCUCCAAUGAAAAAGCAGAAGAAGAAAUGUCCUGCCAUUCUAUUGGCUUGGCAUCCAUUCCUGACAGUAAACUGGGAGCUACAGAGACAGAUGAAGAGCAAGCCAGUGGGCUCAAUCUUCUCCAGUCUGAGGGGGAUGCAAAUGAGCACAACAUCUACAGUAUCUUUGAGAACAUCUUCAGACAGGAGUUUUCCAAAAAAUUAGAAAAUUCCCUCAGACAAGGUCUCUGUGAUGCUGUCCGUGUAUAUGUCCCUGAAAGGAGCUCAGUGGAAUCCUUAGAGAGUGUUGCCAUGACAGGCAAGCCGAUUUGUAGUGACAUAAAACAGUCCAAAGAGGAGUUUGACGGUUACUCAACUGGUCCGCGAGACUCACCGUACACUGGAUCCACCUCUAUCGCUUCUUCUAGCAGCUACCAGUUGAUAAAAGAGAGAGGAAGCAAGAAUCAAUUAUCAGAUGACACUCUAAAAGAAGACAUGCAACCUGAAGGACUUCAUUCCAAGAGGAAGUCCCUGUGGAAAAGGUGGAAAAUGAGACGUUCAAGGAAGAUACGCCCAAAUAAUUUGGAGGUUGGUUGUUGUCCUGGUACCACUCUCGACACGGUUUCAGACAGCCAAGCCACUAAACCAGCUAUCAAGUCCAUCUUUAAAAAGGUCAAGUCAAUUUGGAAGUAGAGAAACAAGGAAUAAUUCACUUGUGUAAAUAUACUGUAGAAGUGCAGGAACUGAAUAAUUGUUUUACAAUGUGGGUAACAAGAAUGAAGGUUCACACCCCAUUCAAGGGUUUUUAGAAUGCAUACAGUGACUCUGGUCAAUUGUCACUGUCAACUAUUGCUACAUUUUGCUAAUUAUCUAUUGGCCAGCAUUUUAAUGCUGUUGCUUACAUACAAGGAUAUAUGCUGUUGUACACUAUUAACAUGUACUUAAUGGAGUACAGUAAUAAUAUAUUUCUUUAUAUAAAAAGAAUAAGAAAUCUUUGUUUCAUACUUGAGGUGAACAUUUGUUCAUAUCGUGAUGCUGUUUUCUACACGACUCGGCAGUAGGAAUAGGUAGGGUAGCUCCUGUCCUUCAUUCUGACUUAAGAUGCGGCCUUCAAUCUCUUUCAGAUCCUUUCUAAAUCUGUCAAUUAGCUCCAAAGCUCGCCCCUCACUGAAGUGCUGCUCUGUGUAGUCGCCCAAAAAAAUCUAGGUAGAAGACAAAUAUUGAGUGAAUAAAAAGAGGAAGAAGCUAUUUCCAACUUGAAGCCUCGUUGACCUACUGCAUCAGGUUGUGCUCGUCCCAGAUGCCACGUGAUGGCCAUCUGCACACAUGACUGACUGACAUCAGGAAGGGUGGCCAUGAUCAUUUCCAUUGUAACAGCAUCUUUGUCUGUCGGUGGUGGUUGUCUCAUGGUGCAAGGGGUAUUUGGUAUCCAUGCACACCAGUCAAACUACAAAAACAAAAGAGCACAACUUUAGAGUGGAACACAAAGGACGAAGGUUGCAGGAGGUCAUGUUUUGUGUACCUGCCCAUUGUUAGAAGCAGCAUGCUGGACUGUACUGGUGAAGAUGAUCACUGCAAGCAAGGUGGACAGUUCCGCUUUGGUGCUCAGCUCACUAGGAAGACCUGCAAUGCAUUCACCAAAUCAUCUUGAACAUUCUGGUUUCAGAUAGAAAGGUGAGCCUGAACACCAUGAAAGAAAGCUUUUUGGUGCUACAUAAAACUGACCAAAGUUGGGGAGCUCUGUGAAGCCCACUUGUGUGAUGUCUUUGACCCAGGCUUGGAGUUCAGAGUCCUGAUGCACAUCUUGGUCGGACUGAUAGUACAGGCUAACCAUUUCUGAGACAAAACUGAUAGAAUGAUUUUAAAAUUAAUUCUGCAGUGGUUGUUGAAGAACAAUAACACAAACACUAACUACCUGUGUAUUGACUCCCACAGCAUCAGACUGUGUUCUCUGUAAAAAUACUUUGGCAGGUGGGAAACUUCUCGAUCAGCAAAAUCAAGGAAGGGCUGGAGUGAGCGGUAGGUGAGAUCUUUGUACUCUCUCUGGGCCAAAAUGAGCAGACCAUCACCACCUGUAGACGCAACCUACACGACCACCAUGAUGAGAGCCCUCUUUUAUAGUUUUAGCGAUCCAUAUUUGAGCACCGUUUGGUACUGAAUUGAUUGAUUGAUUGAUGUAAGCACAUAUUUCAUGUCUGACCCGUUUAAAGAUGCCAUCUGAUGAGAUGAGCUGAGUGCGCCCCCGACAGUUGAUUUCCAGUGUGUAGCGCUGAUGGGGGGCCAGCAUCUGCAGUGUUGAAAUUAACCAAAUAUAAGCCAGUGUUUUUACAUUGCGGUGCCAUAUAACAUUAGUUCUUUGUGCAUGUGUACCUUAUAAAUGGGAUGUACGGCUGGCAACUGUCUCAGCGUGGCCACACAAAACACCUCCACCACCAAGUGAGUCCUGAGCAGGUGAGAUAGCACCUGGAAGAUCUGGAACUCCGAGUGACGCACCCACAUCUUUGCCAGCAGCCAGGCGAGGGGUGGGUCUUUAGGCAGAAAAAUGGGUGUGUCCAAGCCUGGAAUUUGACCCAGCUAGGGUUUAUAUUGGUUAGUCAAUUUAAGUACUCACUUGUACUUACUGAAGAGUUUGCUGCCAUAUAUAUCACAAGUGACAACAACUAAGUAAUAAAUCGGAAUACAUCGCUAUACAUCAUAUGUUGUUGUUUUCUUACACUAGAAGACAUGAAUGCUUGGUACCUGAAUAGCAAUAGGUAUGAGCCCUUGGUCUGGAUGUUGGUAGAGGAGACAGAGGGGAGCAGCGAUGUAUUGUGGUUUACCCUUGAUUGUGUUGCUGGGAAUCCCCUCCAUGAUGAUAUAAUCUAACAAAUAUAUGUUACCCGCCUGAACAGAGAUGUAUGAGGACUGUCAAGGUAAAUAUUCUAAUGACAUUGCCAAAUGGUGCAUAGAAAGAUGAUACCUUAAGUUCUUUGUUCAGGUUUGUUCUAAGAGGUAAUGAGCUCUGCACCAUGGAAGCUGAGACUGGGAAGUUCUCUGGUAGCCUCUUACACCUGCGGAUCAUUCUGGGGUUUGAGCCAUUUAGACACUGGUAACCAAAGAACCAGUCUUCCUUCCAGUGGUCCAUGCAGUACUCUGAAUCAAAGAAUGAAAAUUCCCAGGUACGUAAAAGGUGAGCUGUAAUUUGUAAAGGAGCAUACUUUCAAGGGAUCUAUCCUACCAGAUAUUGGGCUUCGGAGCUUCCAGAAGAUAUGUUUGAAAUCCUCAAGGUCGUCCCAGGAAUUCCCAAAACGGAUGACGAGUUUCUUAAGCGACAACUCCAACAAGCUGUGGAGAUAGUGAGAGAAUCCCUAAUUUUCAUUAGCAACUUGUUUCCUACCUUGACCUGUGGUGCAGCACUUACGCGAAAUGUAAUGAAUACUCAAAGUCACUCCUCUUCUCGUUGUCAAAACGAGCAUCUUGUGGCAAAUCUGCUUCUGUUUUAGCAUCGAUACAUCGUGGUAUCCCUGUCGCCCAUGUUAGCCAUCUAAUAAAUGACGCACACAAUGACACAAUAAUGUUAGUAAAAGUGAGGAGGAAUUUUCCUUACUUAAUGGGUGUACUGUUUGUGAAGGACCUGUAAGUCUGCUGUCUGUCCUGAAGUUCUCUUUUUCUGUGAGUUUGGAGAAGAGCUAAGGAGUCAUCUCUAUGUGUCUUGGCUGUGAAAAAGAAGUGCAUUUUUAGCAACAGCUUCUUCUGUCUGAUUUGCUGCCCAUUUCCCUACCUGUUCCUUCUCUUAUCUCCACUGUGACAUCUCCCACAAACCAGCGGUAACAAGGGAAGGUCAGCGCUCGGUCUCCAAUUGGAGGAUUCACAGUGACGUAGCGACAGAACCAGUUAUCUUCCACCCAGUAUCGCUCUUUUUCUAGUCUGACAAGUAGCAGAGGGCCGAGAGGGGUAUGGCUGCUUACUUUGUACUCAUCCACCUGAGGGGGCAGGGUCGUCAAUCAAUUCAUGAGGAAUUUCUGUAGCUUUACUGCAUGUUAAGACUGAACGGCUGGCUGUGGACAUACCGCCCCUCGACAAAAGUCUAGGCCUGGGUUGUCCAGUAAAGUGCGCUCGCUUUCCCCCGUCACCCCCACCAGCGUCACAUAGAUGUAGUUGUUGGUGCCUGAAUACUCCGAUGUGCCCGUUGCCAGAGUGACUAUGUAGCUUUCCAUCUGAGGAGAUAGUUGUUGACAUGUAGCAAAUGACACCUGGUGUUGAGUCAAUCAAAUUAAUAAUGAAGAGAAAACUAGUUUCACUGAGAAAUGUCUCCCCUUGCUGGUCAUAGGAAAGAGUGCAGGCUUAGUUCUACAUAUUGGUGUCAUAUAACAGUCUGAUACUCAUGGGUAAAUAGGUUGCAUAAAGAUACUUAUAUGGAGAAAAAAUGUUUUUUAAAUGAUCAAGUAAAUAAUAUCAAGGCAAUAUGAAUGUAUUGUUGAUAUACUUACUGUGCUGUCUGAUGCGAAGAAUCAACAGGAAAACACCCAAAAUAUUCCAGAGUUGCGUAUUUCUGCUUCCCUCUUAGCCUUCGGCACAAUUCCUGCUCCUUUUAACUCUUGCUGCGUUUUACUUUCUGUCUUCUCUUUUUUAUCAAUUGCAUUUAACAUUUCAUCUGGGUAAUGGUCUUUUGUUGUUAGCAGGAAAGCAAUCUUUGAGGUUCGCUUGUUUUAAUGUCUUUCUCUUCCUUACUGCACUCUAGAACACACCCACCCAACCAUUCCUUUGUGAAGUGUGUGAGUGUAGUAUCACU
Entelurus aequoreus (snake pipefish) is the source of this 9217-nucleotide messenger RNA. RefSeq lists its product as uncharacterized. NCBI's taxonomy places the organism in Eukaryota, Metazoa, Chordata, Actinopteri, Syngnathiformes, Syngnathidae. The record is from RefSeq and is a predicted model, not a curated record. The transcript has 5 exons. The coding region runs from base 2518 to 5139 and encodes 873 amino acids.